AUGGGGUGGGGUGAAAAUUCUGAAAAUAGUAAAAUGGCAAGUUUGGUUCUUAACGAUCUGGAACCAACUUCUCUUGUUGUUCCUGAAACAUUUUCUUGCGUUCAUGAUUUUCGAGUGCUAGUAAUCAAUUAUUCGUUGUUACAGCAAGCUUUUUUCAUUUGGUUUGCUCCUACCGCAUGUUUUGGCAUGUUUUAG
This is a messenger RNA of Caenorhabditis briggsae, 195 nucleotides long. The record is from RefSeq and is a predicted model, not a curated record. The transcript has 3 exons. The coding region runs from base 1 to 195 and encodes 64 amino acids. Lineage: Eukaryota; Metazoa; Nematoda; Chromadorea; Rhabditida; Rhabditidae.